Messenger RNA from Arabidopsis thaliana (thale cress), 2309 nucleotides. RefSeq names its product U2 snRNP auxilliary factor, large subunit, splicing factor (gene ATU2AF65A). The record is from RefSeq and is marked reviewed. Bases 114 to 1742 code for a protein of 542 amino acids. The transcript is spliced from 12 exons. Gene Ontology annotation, molecular function: nucleic acid binding; RNA binding. Lineage: Eukaryota; Viridiplantae; Streptophyta; Magnoliopsida; Brassicales; Brassicaceae. Gene Ontology annotation, cellular component: nucleus; nuclear speck. Gene Ontology annotation, biological process: mRNA processing.
UAAAAUAGUUUGGUUUCUGCAUCCACCCCUUUCUUCGAAUCUCGACGGCUGAAACAGAUUCUAAAUUUAUCUCCGGUGAGAAAGAGAUAGAGAGCGUUGAUUCCGGCGAAAAGAUGUCUGAAUUCGAAGAUCACGAGGGAAACGGUACGGUUGCUGACGCGAUUUACGACGAAGAGAAUGGUGGCCGCGACGGCGAAAUCGAGGAUCAAUUGGACUCGAAACCCAAGAGAGAAUCGCGUGACCAUGAAAGAGAGACAUCAAGAAGUAAAGAUAGAGAAAGAGAGAAGGGUCGUGAUAAGGACAGAGAAAGAGACUCUGAAGUCUCUCGCCGAAGCAGGGAUAGAGAUGGAGAGAAAAGCAAGGAGAGGAGUAGAGACAAAGACAGAGAUCAUCGUGAGCGUCAUCACAGAAGUAGUCGUCACAGGGAUCAUAGCAGGGAGCGUGGUGAAAGAAGAGAACGUGGUGGUAGGGAUGAUGAUGAUUACCGUCGAAGCCGUGAUCGUGACCAUGAUAGGCGGAGAGAUGAUAGAGGAGGAAGACGCAGUCGUCGAUCUCGAUCUCGUUCAAAGGAUAGAUCUGAGCGCAGAACAAGGUCACGAUCUCCAUCGAAAAGUAAGCAGCGAGUCAGUGGAUUCGAUAUGGCACCUCCAGCCUCUGCAAUGUUAGCUGCUGGUGCUGCUGUUACAGGCCAAGUUCCUCCCGCUCCACCAACUCUUCCUGGGGCUGGAAUGUUUCCCAACAUGUUUCCAUUGCCGACUGGACAGUCAUUUGGGGGACUCUCUAUGAUGCCAAUUCAGGCUAUGACACAGCAGGCAACUAGACAUGCUCGCAGAGUCUAUGUCGGUGGGCUUUCCCCUACGGCAAAUGAACAGUCUGUGGCUACAUUUUUUAGUCAAGUUAUGGCUGCUGUUGGUGGAAACACUGCUGGUCCAGGUGAUGCAGUUGUUAAUGUCUACAUAAACCACGAGAAGAAGUUUGCUUUUGUGGAGAUGCGAUCUGUUGAAGAGGCAAGUAACGCUAUGUCUUUGGAUGGGAUUAUAUUUGAGGGAGCUCCGGUGAAGGUGAGGAGACCUAGUGACUAUAACCCAUCUCUAGCUGCGACUCUUGGUCCAAGCCAGCCCAGUCCCCAUCUAAACUUAGCUGCUGUUGGUCUGACUCCAGGUGCUUCUGGUGGGCUUGAGGGACCAGAUCGUAUUUUUGUUGGUGGACUUCCAUAUUACUUCACGGAAUCACAAGUGAGGGAGUUGUUGGAGUCCUUUGGAGGCCUCAAGGGCUUUGAUCUUGUAAAAGAUCGAGAAACAGGGAACUCUAAAGGAUAUGCCUUUUGUGUGUACCAAGAUCUUUCUGUUACAGAUAUCGCGUGCGCUGCCCUAAAUGGUAUCAAGAUGGGAGAUAAGACUCUUACAGUGAGACGUGCCAACCAGGGAACAAUGCUACAAAAGCCUGAACAAGAGAACGUAUUAUUGCAUGCACAGCAGCAAAUAGCUUUUCAGAGGGUUAUGUUACAGCCUGGUGCAGUGGCAACCACUGUGGUGUGUCUGACUCAAGUUGUUACUGAGGAUGAGCUUAGAGAUGAUGAGGAGUAUGGAGAUAUAAUGGAAGACAUGAGACAGGAAGGCGGAAAGUUUGGUAAGAGACCUCUUAAUUGCGCAAUAUGGUCUAUUUUGAAAUAUAAGAUUAAAAGCAUAUUGAUCUGUCUCUCUGUUUUCUUGGUUGUGCUGUUUUACAGCCUUUUGCUAUAAAGAAUCAGCCCUAACAUACACAGACAGGAGACUGCAUAAACCUCCUAAUCUAUUUAUCACCAAUGGCCACUAUUUCUUAAAAGAAAAAACUGACUUGUUUUUGUCUGUGUUUUCUUGUCUUGUAUUCGAAAUGUUUUGUUCUUUAACUCUUAAAAUGCAGGUGCUUUGACCAAUGUUGUGAUUCCGCGUCCAAGCCCCAAUGGUGAGCCAGUGGCAGGCCUUGGCAAGGUGUUUUUGAAGUAUGCCGAUACAGAUGGCUCGACUAGGGCAAGAUUCGGGAUGAAUGGUAGGAAAUUUGGAGGAAAUGAAGUCGUUGCAGUGUAUUACCCUGAAGACAAGUUUGAACAGGGUGAUUAUGGAGCCUGAUCACUUCUUUGUUUGCUUUCUAUUACUUAAAAGUUAAGUACUUUGCUUCAGUUUCAAGACCCUUUUGCGUGAUUGUAAGAGUAUGAGAUUAUCGACACGUUGCUUAUUAUAACGUUUUUAUCUCAUAUCUUUGGUCUAUUUCUUAAAUAUUUAUCUCAAAAAUUAUUCACAGAAUAACAUCAUGAGUCCCUCGUAAAACAU